Suncus etruscus (white-toothed pygmy shrew) is the source of this 2524-nucleotide messenger RNA. It is a transcript of the gene MGAT3, whose product is annotated as beta-1,4-mannosyl-glycoprotein 4-beta-N-acetylglucosaminyltransferase. The record is from RefSeq and is a predicted model, not a curated record. Gene Ontology annotation, molecular function: beta-1,4-mannosylglycoprotein 4-beta-N-acetylglucosaminyltransferase activity. Gene Ontology annotation, biological process: protein N-linked glycosylation; N-acetylglucosamine metabolic process. Gene Ontology annotation, cellular component: membrane. The transcript has 2 exons. The coding region runs from base 104 to 1726 and encodes 540 amino acids. NCBI's taxonomy places the organism in Eukaryota, Metazoa, Chordata, Mammalia, Eulipotyphla, Soricidae.
CGAGAGGCCGCGGCGUCCGCCAGCAUCUCCCCGCCGGGGGCCCCGGGGGCCGCGGAGCCGGCGCCGCCGCUGCAGCCGCUGCUGAGACCCGGCGGGCGAUGGGAUGAAGAUGAGACGUUACAAGCUCUUUCUCCUGUUCUGUAUGGCGGGCCUGUGCCUCAUCUCUUUCCUGCACUUCUUUAAGACCCUGUCGUACGUCACCUUCCCCCGGGAACUGGCCUCCCUCAGUCCCAACCUGGUGCCCAGUUUCUUCUGGAACAAUGCGCCCGUCACACCGCAGGCCAGCCAGGAGCCGGGGGCCUCCGAGCUCUUGCGAACCCCUCUGUAUUCGCACUCACCGCUGCUGCAACCUCUGUCACCGAGCCGGGCAUCUGAGGAGUUGCACCGUGUGGACUUUGUAUUGCCCGAGGACACCACCGAGUACUUUGUCCGCACCAAAGCCGGGGGUGUCUGCUUCAAGCCAGGCACCAAGAUGCUGGAGAAGCCACCGUCGGGGCGGCCAGAGGAGAAGGUGGACGGCACCUCUGACAAUGCCGAUGGUGCCUCGGCCCGGGGCCCGACGGCCCGGCGUGUGCUGAGCGCCCAGGAGCACGCGGGGAGCCGGGGCAGGGGUGGCCGUCGCAAGUGGGUGGAGUGCGUGUGCCUGCCCGGCUGGCAUGGGCCCAGCUGUGGGGUGCCCACCGUGGUGCAAUACUCCAACCUGCCCACCAAGGAGCGCCUGGUGCCACGCGAGGUGCCAAGGCGCGUCAUCAAUGCCAUCAACAUCAACCACGAGUUCGACCUGCUGGACGUGCGUUUCCACGAGCUGGGCGACGUGGUGGACGCCUUCGUGGUGUGUGAGUCCAACUUCACGGCCUACGGGGAGCCUCGGCCCCUCAAGUUCCGAGAGAUGCUUACCAACGGCACCUUCGAGUACAUCCGACACAAGGUCCUCUACGUCUUCCUGGACCACUUCCCUCCAGGUGGCCGGCAGGACGGCUGGAUCGCCGAUGACUACCUGCGCACCUUCCUCACCCAGGACGGGGUCUCCCGUCUGCGCAACGUGCGACCCGACGAUGUCUUCAUCAUUGACGACGCCGACGAGAUCCCCGCGCGUGAUGGUGUGCUCUUCCUCAAGCUCUACGACGGCUGGACCGAGCCCUUCGCCUUCCACAUGCGCAAGUCACUCUAUGGCUUCUUCUGGAAGCAGCCUGGCACACUGGAGGUGGUGUCAGGCUGCACCGUGGACAUGUUGCAGGCCGUGUACGGGCUGGAUGGCAUCCGCCUUCGACGCCGCCAGUACUACACCAUGCCCAACUUUCGCCAGUAUGAGAACCGCACUGGACACAUCCUGGUGCAGUGGUCGCUGGGCAGCCCCCUGCACUUCGCUGGUUGGCACUGCUCCUGGUGCUUCACACCCGAGGGCAUCUACUUCAAGCUCGUGUCGGCCCAGAACGGCGACUUUCCACGCUGGGGGGACUAUGAGGACAAGCGUGACCUCAACUACAUCCGUAGCCUGAUCCGCACCGGGGGCUGGUUCGACGGCACUCAGCAGCAGUACCCGCCCGCUGAUCCCAGCGAGCACAUGUAUGCGCCCAAGUAUCUGCUCAAGAACUACGAGCAGUUCCGCUACCUGCUGGACAAUCCCUACCGGGAGUCCAAGGGCCUGCCCGAAGGAACCAGGCGGAACAAGGCCCCCGAGGCAAGGGCCCCCACCAAGGGCAAAUCAGACGUGGUUGAUGGCUAAGGCUGCAUGGUUUUCUGGAGCCCUGGGAGUGGAAGGUGUUGCCCCUUUGUUCCUUUCCUGCCCUCUCUGGGGGAUUCUAGAAAAGACCAGAAAUGGAGGAACAAGGGACUUGGCAGUUGGGGCUCAGGCCUGUGAGUUGGGCACCUAGGAGAGAGGACCUGGCCCUUCAACCCUCCCACCUGCAUGAUGGGGGUGAUUGGAUCACCCCAGGAGGCCAGACAGCCCCUGCCAGGGGACAUGGCUCUCCUCACCCCCCUGCCCACGGGAUUUCAACCUGCAUUGGGACAGAGGGAUGCCCAAAGUUUCCAGGACUCUGUAAAUAGAUGCAUUGGGAUCCAGGCAAGAGCUGGGCGACAGGGAGAAAGGGAAGAUGGGCAGGACCAGUGAGGGAGUGCUGAAUCCUUGGGCGUGGAGGACCCUACUUGACCGCCCCUUGGAACCCAGUACCCCAUUGUAUUCCUUUGCGCAUUUCCUGCAGACAUGAACCGGGAGAUCAGGGGUCUGAGCUCCUUUUGGUCCCCAACCUGGCCCUAACUUCCCUUUCAUUUCUAUCUCACGAGUGGGCUGCUUGCUCUGUUCCUGCCUAGCCAGGAGUCCAACGCUAAGGGCAUGAUGGAGGCCAGAUUAGUUUAGUAAGAGAGGUGGGGUAAGUCACACCCAGUCCCCUCUCCCUGUUGGAACCACAGCCUUUGGGCUCAAGGUGAGCCCCCUUAAGCCUCUCCUUAGGACCAUCAGACACCUAGGAUGGAAUCAGUACGCUGCCACGAGGGACAUUAAAGCCAGUUGAAUGUCGUCUCA